GCCUGACGGCCGCUCGAGGUUCUCUCUCUCCUCUUUCAGUGUUCGUUCGAACACGGUCCGGUACGGUUCUGUGUCGCCCGGUGCGCGCGCGAGGAAGGAGAGAGUGUCCUGUUCGUGAUGGGAGCUCGCUGCUGCUACCGCGGUGGCAGGUCUCCCCGAUAGCCGCGAUCCUCCCCGAAGGUGGCAGGCGGAUGCCGCUGGCGCCUGGCCGUCACCGUGACACGCGCCGCCGGUUCCUCCCUUAACGGACGAGAGAACGGCCUUGGUUGUUGUUGUUGUCGCGCCGCCGCUCGCUCCGCGAUAGAGGAUCCGCCUCCCCGCUCGGUCCGGUCGGUCUCAGGUUCGUCGUCCUCUUCGUGGUACUGUUCGCGACACUCUACGUUCCGGGGAGCAAACGGGGCGAGCCGUGAAGUGUCAAGUGCUGAGACGCGCGUGUGUCAUCGAGACGAACAAAGAGAUCAGGUCGCUUGAUGGGGGAUCCUUUCUAGCCGAUCGCCUAGAAAUCGGCCGCAUCGUUCGGAUAAAAGAGUCUCUGCCCUGAUCUUCAACAGUGUCCGCUGACAGAGUCCCGAAGCAACCGGGGGACAAAGGUUUCCGCUCCAUCGGCCGACUGCUUGAUCGCUCGUCAGUUGGAGAGCAGUACGGGGAAGCGGCGCUAAGGAGGAUCCAGGUGUCAAGAUGUCGGGCAACUACUCGGUCCGCUGCGAGCCGGGCCUGGUAGUGCCGCUGUGGAGGCCGGAGGAGAACCUGUACCUAUCGGACGUGAUAAUCCGCGGCUCGGUGUACUUCUUCCUGCUGCUGUACCUGUUCAUCGGCGUGUCGAUCAUCAGCGACCGGUUCAUGGCCGCCAUCGAGGUGAUCACGUCGAAGGAGAAGGAGCUGGUGGUACGCCGGCAGGGCAAGGAGCCGCAGAUCGUGGUGGUCAGGGUGUGGAACGAGACGGUGGCGAACUUGACGUUAAUGGCGCUGGGCAGCAGCGCGCCGGAGAUCCUAUUGUCGAUCAUCGAGAUCUGGGCGAAGAACUUCCAGGCGGGCGAGCUGGGCCCGGGCACGAUCGUAGGCUCAGCCGCGUACAAUCUCUUCGUGAUCAUCUCGCUGUGCGUGUUCGUCAUACCGAACGGCGAGACCAGGAAGAUCAAGCACCUGCGGGUGUUCUUCGUCACGGCGACCUGGAGCAUCUUCGCUUACGUGUGGCUGUACCUGAUCUUGGCCGUCUCUAGCCCCGGGGUGUUAGAGGUCUGGGAAGGGGUCUUGACGUUCUCCUUCUUCCCAGCGACCGUGCUCACCGCGUACGUCGCCGACAGGAGGCUGCUGAUCUACAAGUACCUGCACAAAGGCUACCGGAUGAACAAGCGAGGCGUGAUCGUGCAGGCGGAGGCCGGGGACUCGGACGGCGGGGUGGAGCUCGAGAUCAAGCCGCAGCAGGACGGUUUCCACCACAGCAUGAUGGACGCGGACACGCCCGAGGCGAAGGAGUUCGAGCAGACCCGCAGGGACUACAUCAACACGCUCAGGGAGCUCAGGAAGAAGUUCCCUACCCAGCCCCUGGAGCAGCUCGAGGUGAUGGCGCACGAGGAGGUGCUGGGCAAGGGGCCUAAGAGCAGGGCCUUCUACAGGGUCCAGGCUACCAGGAAGAUGGUCGGCGCCGGCAACCUCAGCAAGAAGAUCAGCGAAAGGGCGCAGAGCGACCUCAGCGAGGUCAAGGCCGAGCUGCAGAGGCAGGAGGCCGAGAGCAUCGAUAUCGAGAACGUGAACGCUAUGAGGAUCUUCUUUGAACCUGGACACUACACCGUCAUGGAGAACGUUGGGACUUUCGAGGUUGGGGUUACCAGGGCCGGCGGCGAUCUCAGCAAGCCCUGCUCCGUGGAUUACUGCACCGAGGACGGGUCCGCCGAAGCCGGGUCCGAUUACAUCAGCGCGAAAGGCACUCUGACCUUCGACCCGGGCGAGACUAAGAAGACCAUCAAGCUCUCCGUUAUCGAUGACGAGCUGUUCGAGGAGGACGAGCACUUCUAUGUCAGGCUGAGCAACGCGACGCAGCCGGCCAUGCUGGUCUCCCCUAGCCUGGCCACAGUGAUGAUCCUCGACGACGAUCACAGCGGCGUGUUCGGGUUCCCCGAGAGGGACGUCGAGCUGGUGGAGAGCGUCGGCCAGUUCCCGUUGCGGGUUGUGAGGUACAGCGGCGCCAGGGGACGCGUCGUCGUCCCUUAUCGCACCGUCGAGGGAACCGCCAAGCCUGGCAGACAGUACCUGCACACCGAGGGAUCGCUCACCUUCGAGGACAACCAGACCGAGAAGGUGAUCAACCUGUCGAUCAUUGAGGAGGACUCGUACGAGAAGGACGCGCUGUUUUAUGUCGAAUUGGGCGAGCCGCAGCUGCAAGGAGGUGUUUUGGGAGGACGAUUAACCGAGGCAGGGAUCGCAGUCGCGGCGGAAAUGAAGCAACCUGAGAAUAGAACCGCCGAAGAGAAGAUGGCGCUCCUCGGUAAACCGAAGUUGGGCGAGGUGUUCCGCGCGCAGAUCAGGAUCAAAGAAUCGAAGGAGUUCAAGAACACCGUGGACAAGCUGGUCCAACGGGCGAACCAGUCGAUACUGCUCGGCACCAGCUCCUGGAAGGAGCAGUUCACGGAGGCGUUGACCGUCAGCGGCGGCGACGAGGACGACGAGGGCGCGGGCGAGCCGGCCGCGCCGUCCACCAUGGACUAUCUGAUGCACUCCGUCACGAUAUUCUGGAAGGUGCUAUUCGCGUUCGUCCCACCAACGGAUAUCGCCGGCGGUUACCUGUGCUUCGUGGUGAGCAUAUGCGGGAUCGGCGUGGUGACGGCGGUAAUCGGCGACGUGGCAUCCUACUUCGGGUGCACUCUGGGGAUCAAGGAUUCCGUCACCGCGGUGGCGUUCGUCGCGCUCGGCACCAGCAUCCCCGACACGUUCGCGAGCAAGGUGGCCGCCUGCCAGGACAAGUACGCCGAUGCGAGCGUGGGGAACGUGACCGGAAGUAACGCGGUGAACGUCUUCCUGGGGAUCGGCAUCGCGUGGAGCAUCGCAGCCAUUUACCAUGCCUGCCAUGGCGAGCGGUUCGAAGUGGAACCCGGCAACCUGGCGUUCUCCGUGACGCUGUUCUGCACGGAAGCCUGCCUGGUGAUCCUGGUGCUGCUGCUGAGGCGGACGAAGAGCAUCGGCGGUGAGCUGGGCGGGCCUUUUGUACCGAAGAUAGUUACAUCCAGCAUCCUUUUUUUCCUGUGGGUGUUCUACCUCGUGAUGUCGACCCUGGAGGCCUACGGCGUGAUCGAGGGCUUCUAAGGAGCCCGAGAGGCGCGAAACGUCGGCCUACCCGCUGCUGCGCGUAUAUCUUAACUCUUUGCGUCCGCCAAGGCGUGUGCUCAACGAAACGUUCUCUCGGACGAAAGGGAAGCGGAAUCGAAGGGGUGCGAUUCCCGCCGAGCGAACGGACCCUCCGCCCCCGCGCCGGAAGCACGUUCCGCCGCUGUUAGCUUCCACCCCCAUCCCCCGUAUCCGGGACGAAUCAACAACGAACGGGAUCGCGUGAGGACAGUGUGCGAGUGCGUGACUGCGUGUACAAUGAACAAUCUCUGUGAGCGAGCGAGCGAGCGAGCGAACGUGCGAACGAGCGAACGAACGAAAACGAGUGCCUGAGUGUUCCGAGUAUGAAUAUAUCGAGCGACUUACGGGGCGAAAUCACGGAGGGAGAAAUCGAAGAGGGAAAGGACGAAGAGGAUGAUGACGACGACGACGACGAACGGAAAAACGAGAGAAACGUGUGAGGAAGAACAGUGAGUUUGCCUUAACGUUAAUCCAACGGGUACACGAGUUACCGGAGGAAUCAAGUAGAUAAGGGGUUAAAACGCGAUCUAGUCUUGGGAGCCGUGCCUCGUACGUUCACGGCGGUUACCGAGUGAAAUCUGAAUAUAAAUAUAUUGAUAUAUUGAUAUAUAUAUUGUGUCGUUAUUAACCGUUUGAGUGCUGAGGAGCUAUAGCGCUCUCGCGUUGUGCCGAAAUUGCGGAGAGCGCGGAGGCGCUGUUUAUCAAUUAUAAUUUUCUUACUAUGUUUUUCAAGAAAUAAAUCGUACAUUUAUUUGAAUAUAUUUUUUGAUAUUUUUUUUGCAAUAACACUACAUUUGUGAUCUCAUUGGAUAACUUAUUUCUUUGCAUAGACUCGAUCACUUCCGCAUUUUUGGUGAAUAUCCACAAAAGUUGUUUAGCAUCCAAACGGUUAAGUAUUAAUGUAAUAUAUAAAAUAUAUUAAUAUAUUGAUAUAUGUAUAGAAGAUAUAUAAAUAUAUAUAUAUAUAUUGUGUUAACGUACAUGUGACACGUAUGUAGACGCGUACACGAACACAUGAACACACAUAAAUAGCGUAUUGUUUAUUCAGUCACACGAGGAACACAGGUUUCUAUGGUAUUUUAGUAGCGAACGAUGUUCAUUUUCUAUAAACGUGUAUUUACCGGUUGAGCUGUUCACAGCGAUCGAUCGAGUUCACGUUCAGAAUCUUUGUUAGAUUUUUCAUGAAUUCGAUUAGUGAUUUUCGUAGAUUAAAUGAGUUGAUAUUCAGUCACUGGAUUGUUUUUGUUCUGCGAAGUCGAAGUUUUUCGAACGACGACCUCUUCAGGUGGUAUACGAAUUUCAAUUUGUUUUAGAAGCCAGAGUGAUUGGAAUUCAUAAUUGAACGCGAGAAAUUUGAAGCGUGUACAAUGUUUCGUCGCUUCAUCGAUCGUGUCGUAUUGUUUGUUAUAUUGUAAUUUAGGUAAUGAUUCGAGUCAGAGGAUGUAACGAAUAGUAUCUACUAAAUAAUUUUGAUCGAAUUAAUAGGUUGUUCUUAAGAUCGAUUAAACGAUGAUUUUUCUAGUUCUCGUUCGGUGGACUUCAUCGAUUCGACAAAUGAACGGCUCAAUUAGGGGCCGAUCUUUUCCAUGGGCUUUGUCGUGGCUCUUCGAUGGUUUUCCGCGAUGCGGCGACCAUGCGUUGUCGGAAAAGGAGCCGGGCAAGGCCGAAUUUCAUCGGAUCGCGUCGAUAUUUGCAUCGCAAAGUCCGAGCGCCGCGAGUUUCGAACAGUGAACGAGUCGACGGGAAAUGUGCAAUCGACGCUGGAAUUUUUUCACGGAGACGGAGAAUUGAAAAAGAGAUCGGGCAUCGUAAAAAUCAGUCCGCGGGGAUUCCUUUGAAUCGCUUUCCAAGUAGUUCCGAGAAAGGGAAUCUUGUUUUGUGAAUACUGGGUCGUAAAAAGGGAUCCAGGAGUUUUAUGAACGAGGUUUAUGCGGAGAGGGAUGGGGAAGUUUAAUCGGGGGUGAGAUCGUUGCUUUCGACGGGGAAUUUACUUAUUCUUUAAUUGGGAGUUCGUAAGUGAAAUUUGAAAGAUCGAAAGAUUGAAAGUUUGAAAGUGUGACAAUUCGAAAAUUUUUAAACUUGGAAGCUUUAGAGUGUGAAAAUUUGGAAAUACGAAAAUUUGAAAUGUUGAACCUGUGAGAAUUUGAAAAUGUGAAGCUUUGAUUGAAGAUGAACCAAAAUUUGCAAGGUUGAAACAGAGAAUUUAAAAGAUUGAAAAUGUCGAAAUUCGAAAAUUUCAAAACUAGGAUGGUUGAAAGCGUAAAAAUUUGAAAAUAUGAAAUUUUGAUAGGUUGAACCAGUGAAAAUUAGAAAAUGUGAAACCUUGACAUGUUGAAAGUAUACAAAUUUCAAAGGUUGAAAGUGUGAACGUAUGAAAGUUUGAAAAUCUGAUCGGAAAAUUUGAAAGUUCGGAAGUUUGAAAAUUGAACAACUCAAAAACGUUUAACUUGAGAAGUUCGUCGACUCGGUCAUCCAUCGAAUCGCGGCGCGACGCUUUUGUUGUUUGUUGAAGGAUCGUUAGGAUAGCCCAAUGAACAUAAUUAAUUAGGAUCACGACUCGCAACCGUUGCAGGCGGCCUUCGCUCGAACGUCUAGGUUCUCAUCGGUGUACACUGCCUUUGAUCGAGGGUCGCGCUUAUCAAAAGUCGUUAGGGAAAUUCUAGGACGCACGUUGUGCGCGUGCAACACUGCAAAAAGGAGACAACUCUCGUUGCCACUGAAACAAGGAAUAUCGGUCUCAUAAUCAGAACCCUUACGCCGCGAAACAUCGAAUUUACGUGAACAUUCGGUACCCGAGUCUUGAAUGAGCUUUAAAUAACAUUAGGUUGUAAAAUAAACGAGUUCAACGUUCUUUCGAAAUGAAAUAUUCUUCUGCUGUAUCCAUUAACUAAUUACAAAAUCACGUUCAGUCAAUUGUCUAAUCUACAUUAUCGUUUACAAAGAUUUUCUACUUUUAAAAUCAAUUUCUCUUUCCGAACUGUAACGCUAUUUUCAAAGUGUAACGAUUCUCGAAAUUGAACACCGCAGCGAAUAGAAAAAUAUUCAUAGUUUCAACUUCUAUAUUCUACAGUCUAAUAUUUCUCUCGAAAACCGCAACUGCCCAAAGAAGUGAUUACAGCAGCGUAAGGGUUGAUCGACCGAUGCUCUAUCCCAACCACAGCAACAUGCGACGAUGUUACGCAAUCCAACCGAUUCGAUGUUGAAGAGAGUCACGGUAUGCGUCGCCGCGUAAAAAUGUUCUCAGUGAGAACCACAGAAUUCGAUGAAUCCCGCGAUUGGCAACAGCCAACCGACCCCACCGACACUGCAAAGGUUGUAGACCAUCAUCGAGUAGUUCUCUCCAUUGUUUUCGGCUGAGCCCCAAGGAUCAGGGGAUCGGUGGAUCUCCUCUCGACUUCUGGAGUCGAUUAACCCUAAAGAUCUAGGACCUAGGUGAUCCUUCGAACUAGGUACAAAAUAUCGAAGAUAUUCCUGGUGUUCAACCCUUCUGGUGCUAAAUAUACUCCCGAAGCACUGUGCAGGAAAACUUUGGAAGGAACAAUUGGAAAGCUUGAUUUGUUGGUUUAGAUUACAAGUGUAUCGGAAAACUGGAGAAAGAUUUUUUAAAUAGAAAUGAUAGUUCCUCGAGAUGAUUCUCAAAUCUAGGAAAGGGUCGAGAGAAAUUCUUUAUUGAUAUUUUAGUAUCUUUGAUAUCUACCGAUAUUAAAGUUAGCGUAAUAUCUUUGACGCCUUUAUUAACCCUUUGCACUCGAGAGGUGACCCUCAGUCACCGCUUGAUUUCAUACAGCAAAAGUAUAAAAUUGAAUAUUUAGUAUUUUAAAUGAAACUUUGUAUUGCUGUAGGAAAUAUUUAAAUAAAAUUACU
Nomia melanderi (Alkali bee) is the source of this 7206-nucleotide messenger RNA. It is a transcript of the gene Calx, whose product is annotated as sodium/calcium exchanger 3. NCBI's taxonomy places the organism in Eukaryota, Metazoa, Arthropoda, Insecta, Hymenoptera, Halictidae. Gene Ontology annotation, biological process: cell communication; calcium ion import across plasma membrane; sodium ion transmembrane transport. The record is from RefSeq and is a predicted model, not a curated record. Gene Ontology annotation, cellular component: sarcolemma; postsynapse; axon. Gene Ontology annotation, molecular function: calcium:sodium antiporter activity.